GAAUGGAGGCUGGACUCCCUGGUCGUCCUGGGCCCAGUGCAGCACCAGCUGUGGCAUUGGGUUUGAGGUCCGUCAGCGAUCCUGCAACAACCCAGCACCCCGACACGGAGGACGCGUAUGUGUGGGUCAGGCACGAGAGGAGAGGUUGUGUAAUGAAAAGAAUCCAUGUCCUGUUCCGGUGUCCUGGGUCUCCUGGAGCGCUUGGUCCAAAUGUAGUGUUCCCUGCGGUGGUGGAAUCCAAUCCCGCGUUCGGACCUGCGAGAACGGAAACACGUGUCCUGGUUGCCCUCUGGAGUAUAAGGUGUGUAAUUUGGACGCGUGUGCCGAAGUGAGGCGGACCACCCCGUGGACACCCUGGUACCCUGUUAAUGUGACUCAGAUGGGGGCGAGACAGGAGCAGAGGGUCAGGUACACCUGCAGGGCUCUCCUCGCUGACCCUCACGACCUUCAGCUCGGCAAACGCAAGAUAGAGACUCGCCUCUGUCCCACCAGUGACGGAGCUGCUGCCUGCGAGACUGACG
Molecule: messenger RNA, 521 nt
Organism: Sinocyclocheilus rhinocerous
Lineage: Eukaryota; Metazoa; Chordata; Actinopteri; Cypriniformes; Cyprinidae
Product: semaphorin-5B-like
Exons: 3
Source: RefSeq, a predicted model, not a curated record